Messenger RNA from Panicum hallii, 2010 nucleotides. Its product is annotated as beta-hexosaminidase 3-like. The record is from RefSeq and is a predicted model, not a curated record. Gene Ontology annotation, biological process: glycosaminoglycan metabolic process; carbohydrate metabolic process. Bases 16 to 1605 code for a protein of 529 amino acids. Gene Ontology annotation, cellular component: membrane. The transcript has 14 exons. Gene Ontology annotation, molecular function: beta-N-acetylhexosaminidase activity. NCBI's taxonomy places the organism in Eukaryota, Viridiplantae, Streptophyta, Magnoliopsida, Poales, Poaceae.
GAAGCUUUGGCGGAGAUGGCGUCGGCUGCGAGGCUGCUGCUGGCGCUGCUCGCGGCGGCGGCGGCGGCGGCGGUCGGGCCUUGCGCUGGCGCCGGGCGCGUCGACCUGUGGCCGAUGCCGGCGUCGGUGGCCCGCGGGGCGCAGACGCUCCUUGUCAGCAGGGACCUCAAGCUGUCCACGGCCGGGAGCAACUACUCCGACGGGAGGGGCAUCCUCAGGGAGGCGUUCCAGCGGAUGGUCGCCGUCGUGGAGCUCGAUCAUGCCAUCAACGGGAGCUACGACGGCCGGGGAUCGCCUGUGCUCGCCGGCGUCCGCGUCGUCGUUCGCUCGCCCAACGACGAGCUCAACUUCGGGGUGGACGAAUCGUACAUGCUGUCCGUGCCUGCGACCGGGAACCCGCUGUACGCGCAGAUCGAGGCUCAAACGGUUUUCGGAGCACUUCACGCCUUGGAGACAUUUAGCCAAUUAUGCAACUUUGAUUUCAAUGCAAGGCUGAUUGAACUUCAUUCAGCUCCUUGGACUAUCAUGGACAUGCCGAGGUUUCAUUACCGAGGGCUUCUGAUUGAUACUUCAAGGCAUUAUCUUCCUGUCCCAGUGAUAAAAAGUGUAAUUGAUUCAAUGACCUUCAGUAAACUGAACGUUCUUCAUUGGCAUAUCGUGGAUGAGCAAUCAUUUCCCCUUCAAAUACCUUCGUACCCAAAAUUAUGGAAUGGUGCAUACUCUUAUUCAGAGAGAUAUACAUUUGAUGAUGCUAUCGACAUUGUACAGUAUGCUGAAAAACGAGGUGUGAAUGUCUUGGCUGAGAUUGAUGUACCUGGUCAUGCUCUCUCAUGGGGUGUCGGAUAUCCAUCAUUGUGGCCAUCAGCUAUAUGUAAAGAACCGCUUGAUGUCAGCAACGACUUCACAUUCCAAGUGAUUAACGGAAUUCUUUCAGAUUUCAGCAAGAUUUUUAAGUUCAAGUUUGUCCAUUUAGGAGGAGAUGAAGUAAAUACAAGUUGCUGGACUACCACACCACGCAUUAAAUCAUGGUUGAUUCAGCAUGGCAUGAAUGAAUCUGAUGCCUACAGAUAUUUUGUACUGAGAACUCAAAAGAUAGCCAUAUCACAUGGUUAUGACAUUAUUAACUGGGAAGAGACAUUUAACAACUUUGGAGACAAGUUGGAUCGUAAAACUGUGGUGCAUAACUGGCUUGGAAGUGGAGUUGCAGAGAAAGUGGUUACUGCUGGUCUGAGAUGCAUUGUAAGCAACCAGGAUAAGUGGUACCUAGAUCACCUGGAUGCUACAUGGGAAGGAUUUUACAUGAAUGAACCAUUGACAAAUAUCCACAACCCGGAACAGCAGAGAUUGGUUCUUGGUGGUGAGGUAUGCAUGUGGGGUGAACACAUAGAUGCAUCAGACAUUCAGCAAACCAUUUGGCCACGUGCUGCAGCAGCUGCAGAGCGGCUGUGGACACCCAUUGAGAAGCUUGCGAAGGACGCGGGAUCAGUCGCUGCAAGAUUGGCACGCUUCAGGUGCUUGCUGAAUCAGAGAGGGGUUGCUGCUGCACCGCUAGCUGGUUAUGGUCGUUCAGCGCCGUCGGAACCUGGUUCCUGUCUAAGGCAGUAGAUAUUCAUACCAGGUCCAUAUCAGGGGGGUGCUUGGAUCCAGAGAUUAAUUUUUAGUUCGGGUCAAAUCAGAUGUUUGGAUGUCAAAUAGGAGGAUUAAACAUGAGCUAACUAUAAAACUAAUUAUAUAAGUUGGUGCUAAUUCACGAGACGAAUCUAUUAACCUCUAAUUAAUCCAUCAUUAUCACAUGUUUACUGUAGCACAACAUGGUCAAAUCAGUUCUGGAUUCGUCUCGCGAAUUAGCCUCCAUUUAUGUAAUUUAUUUUGUAAUUAGCUUAUAUUUAAUACUGCUACUUGGUGUCCAAACAUCCGAUAUGACGGGACUAAAAUUUAGUCCGUGAAAAACAAACACCCUCUUAUUCAUGGAGGAUUCAUAGAGGAGGAAAAUAAACAUCAUUUCAGGCA